Toxoplasma gondii ME49 is the source of this 516-nucleotide messenger RNA. RefSeq lists its product as hypothetical. The transcript has a single exon. Lineage: Eukaryota; Apicomplexa; Conoidasida; Eucoccidiorida; Sarcocystidae. The record is from RefSeq and is a predicted model, not a curated record. Bases 1 to 516 code for a protein of 171 amino acids.
AUGGCCAAGGACGCGGCCCUCGAUGCAAAGUUCGCAGCGAAAACACGCCUGACAUCGGUCGCUCAGGAGGCAACGAACAUUGCGAAGCAGAUGGCGGAACCGGUGGGGGCAGUCAAGGACAAGGCGAAAUCUGUCAGUGAUUUCGUGGGCGAUAAUGCGCAAGCUCUUAAGCAAAAAGGCAAGCAGGCUUUUGUAGUCUCUGGUAUGAAGGCGAAAGAUGCUGCCCCACAAACACCAUUAAUUGAUUCAGCGAGCAGCGCCGGAAGGCAAUUAAAGGAUUCAAUGGACAGUGUGGCUGACACUGUCAAGCAUGUGACUCCAAAAGCUGCAUUGAGUCCUCCAGGCAGUGGUGAUCUCAUGAGCGAUGAAUUCAAAAGCAUCGGCGAGGAUGCGAUAAUGUACGGUCGAGAGCUAACUGGCCAGACACCGAAAGAAGCUGCCGAGGAUGUGGCAAGAGUUGUUAGAAGUGAGGAUGCCGCUAAACCAGUACAAAUGGGGAAGCACAGAAGCAAUUAA